Mandrillus leucophaeus (drill) is the source of this 1407-nucleotide messenger RNA. RefSeq names its product Sp5 transcription factor (gene SP5). The transcript has 9 exons. Gene Ontology annotation, biological process: regulation of transcription by RNA polymerase II. The record is from RefSeq and is a predicted model, not a curated record. Gene Ontology annotation, molecular function: DNA-binding transcription factor activity, RNA polymerase II-specific; RNA polymerase II cis-regulatory region sequence-specific DNA binding. NCBI's taxonomy places the organism in Eukaryota, Metazoa, Chordata, Mammalia, Primates, Cercopithecidae. The coding region runs from base 1 to 978 and encodes 325 amino acids.
AUGCGCGGCGCGGGUGUUUUUCCCAGGUUCACACUUUGCAAAAGUUGUGGCCUGAGGAAAACUUCCAGGUCGCCAGCAGGAACGUCACAGGAGAGCCCCGGUAGCUCCGCUCAGACCGCGCGCGGGGCUAGCGAGCGGGGCGCGGCGAGGGGCGAGGGCGGGGAGGGCCCCGGCGCGCAGAGCAGGCGCCGGGGAGGCAGGCUGGGCGGUCGUUCGUCCUCGCCUUCGGGUGUCCAUGCCUCGGUGGCGGCGCCCCGCUCCGCAGCCAGCGGCCUGCAAGCCGUAACCAUGGCCGCGGUAGCCGUCCUCCGGAACGACUCGCUGCAGGCCUUUCUCCAGGACCGCACCCCCAGCGCCUCCCCGGACCUGGGCAAGCACUCGCCCCUGGCACUGCUGGCCCCGGGCAAGAAGAAGCAGCACGUGUGCCACGUGCCGGGCUGCGGCAAGGUGUACGGGAAGACGUCGCACCUGAAGGCGCACCUGCGCUGGCACACGGGCGAGCGGCCCUUCGUGUGCAACUGGCUCUUUUGCGGGAAGAGCUUCACGCGCUCGGACGAGCUGCAGCGGCACCUGCGGACUCACACGGGCGAGAAGCGCUUCGCCUGUCCCGAGUGCGGCAAGCGCUUCAUGCGCAGCGACCACCUCGCCAAGCACGUGAAGACGCACCAGAAUAAGAAGCUCAAAGUCGCUGAGGCCGGGGUUAAGCGGGAGGACCCGCGGGACCUGGAGGAUGCGUGCGGCUGGGGUGCGCCUGGCUCGCGGCACCCUCCUCCCGCCGUGGUCGGAAGAGAGUUUGGUCUUCCACCACUGUGUUUCCCCAAAAGAUGCUCUGCUGUUCCAAUAGACUUUAGUUCUCUGACUUCUGUAGACAAGACAGAUACUGUAAAGACAGCAAAGAACAGACAGAAUGGCAGAUUGCUAAUGUCUGAUCCAAAGGAAAAAGUGACGAUUGAAUCAAAUGAAGCAAUGUCAGAGUAAGAAAAUGUCUUUGAUUGUGCAGCUGAUUUCUCCUAUGCCUUUUAAGCAAUUAGAACUAGAUAAUGCAGCCAUUUGUCACCCAAUUAAAUUUGAAAGGCCAGAAAUGCAUGGAUUAGCACUUCAGCUUUUGCUUCAGUCAAAGCAGUUGUUACUUAGAUAAAAGGACAGUUAAAAUGAAAAAUGAAUUUUGAUAAAAAUGUAGAAGUGUAGAUAAUAUUCACUUCUACUUUUUAAUGCUUAAACACCCUGGAUUCUGUAUUUUACUUGUAUCAUAAUUUUCAUAGCUCAUUGCUAUUUCCCUUUGAUACUUAUUUCUUUCAAAAUAUUUCUUCAAGUGAAUAUUUACUUUAAAAUUAAACCAAUUAUUUUCUGUAACAUGAAUUGUUACUACUCAAUAAAGAAAAUAAUCACCUCAACUAGUUGAAGAAA